Symbiodinium necroappetens is the source of this 227-nucleotide messenger RNA. Lineage: Eukaryota; Dinophyceae; Suessiales; Symbiodiniaceae. The record is from the annotation of a GenBank genome assembly.
GCGAAGCCCCGGUGGUGAAGAAGGCGACGCGCUCGGCGUCUUGGCUGGAGAUCUUGGGCCUCAAGGGCAACUUCAGCCACUUGAACUUCAAGGACCCCUUCAACGUGAAGAAGCUUGGUUCCAGCUACACCACCGAAAUCCGUGCCGGCUUGACCACUUUCCUGGCCAUGGCAUACAUUCUCCCGGUGAACAGCGGCAUGCUUAGCCUCGCGGUGCCCGACAUGAAG